Drepanopeziza brunnea f. sp. 'multigermtubi' MB_m1 is the source of this 1419-nucleotide messenger RNA. NCBI's taxonomy places the organism in Eukaryota, Fungi, Ascomycota, Leotiomycetes, Helotiales, Drepanopezizaceae. The record is from RefSeq and is a predicted model, not a curated record.
AUGUCAGGACGGUCUGAACGGCCCAGUAAGAAGCUCCGGACGCUGAGUACAGACUCUGAGGGCACCGAGGAGGGCUACGAUUGGGUUGGCAUCAACAGCAAGGGCUUGAGUGCUGCGUCGUCGGCGUCACGGCCAGGCAAGGCUGAGAAGGCGACGGCGACGGCGAUGGGGAAGAACAGUGACCAACGCGCUGCAGCCGUCAAGGCCUCAAAAGCAAUCAAAGUAGCUGACCUCCCACCUCCCAGAACUACUCGCUCCCGCCGCAACACCGCUUCAGAAAAUAUCUCUACAGCCAGCGUCUCACGUGAGCCACCUGGCACCAAGAGCCCAACCUCCAUGCGCCUGACCGUCAAGACCUCGUCCAGCAAGCUGCGAGAAGCGACCCGAUCUAGUUCGUCAGGCGGCUCGCGAGACCCAUUUGUUGGAGGCGAAAUCAUCGAGGGUAAGCGGAGCAGGAACGUCAAGAACAAGACUUAUGUCAUUCCAAACGAGAGUGACGAAGAGAGCGAUGAGGAGAUGGAGGAUGCGGCCGAUGAGGAUGCCGAAGAGGAGGAUGACGAGGACGAGGAUAUGAAUGCGGAGGAUGAUGGACUGGGUGAUGAAGAUGCGGAUGGGGAUGUUGACAUGGAAGUCGAUGCUCCGCCACCACCGCCUGUGGUCAAGGUCUCAAGAGCUUCUGGCAAGAGCAGGGAUGUUGUUACGGCCAAGGCGCCACAAGUUAAAAGCAAUGUCGUGCCGGUUGAACGGAAGGAGACGGAGGACGGUAGCGAUGACGAGGAGCUAAGCGAGCUGGACAGUGAUCUUGGCGAGGAGAUUGAGGAGGAAGAGGGCAUGCAGACAGGAAAUGAAGAGGAUGCCGAAGGCGAAGAAGAGGAGAUGGAAGUUGAGGAGGGCGAAGAAGAAGACAGCUUGGAAGACGACGCUGGGACGCCAGGAAUAGGAAGUCGUGCUUCGACUCCGGAUCUCAAUAAGCUUACCAAGCGCCAAAGGGCACGUUUCGAAGAAAGCGACGGUGGGCAUCUGUUGGCUUUGCCUGAUGAGGUCCAAGUUAAGAAACACCUUACAGCAGAAGAACACGCGAUGCGCCGCGCCGAGAUGGCGCGCCGCCGCAAGAACCUCUCUGAGAAGCGCAACGAAGAAGAGAAAAUGGAAACCAUCAAUAAACUCCUCAAUAAACAGGCACCCAAAACCAACGCCCGCCGCAACCUCAUGAACGCAGCUGACACCGGCACCGGCAACGCGGAUUCCGAGAAUGGGGCGAGGCCGGAUUCCAUGUUUGUCAGGUGGGUAAGUAGCAAGGAGGGAAAUAGGAUCGGGGUGCCGCAAGAGUGGCUCGAUGCGCCGGUGGGCGAGUUGUUGAGGGGAAGUGUGAAGGGGGGCGGGGGAAUGGGCGGGAAGUUGAUUCAAGAGGUUUCUUAG